Messenger RNA from Ilex paraguariensis (yerba mate), 447 nucleotides. The record is from the annotation of a GenBank genome assembly. Lineage: Eukaryota; Viridiplantae; Streptophyta; Magnoliopsida; Aquifoliales; Aquifoliaceae.
AUGACAAUUAAAAAGUUUGAAAGUGACCCCGAUUUUGCAUUCCCUCUCGAGGAAGCCACAGCGGUAUUUUCAUCUCGAGCAAUAUUGACUGUUCAGUAUGUAUCUAUGGGUGACAUAAUUGAUCUUUCAGCAUUGGUGUCUGUUUCAGCGGUUAAGAUGGUCAGUUCAAGAACACUGGAAGGCUAUGUUUCUGGGGUUAAGACAAAAGUUAUAACCUUUGAAACAAAUGGGCCCGCUUCCAGUUCAUAUAUAUUUGUGAUGACCGAUCUUCCUUUAGCUAACUGGACUGGAAGUUACUUGGCACAUUUAGCCAGAGAUUCAGAUGCUUUCAAGCUUUUUGUUCUUAGAGAAGAAGAUGCAUUGGUAGAAAGAACAAUGAAGAAAGUUGUGGCUGCUAGACGAGGCAUGAAAUUUGGUUUUGGUCUGAGAGUUUUGAUGGGAUUGUGA